Messenger RNA from Alternaria arborescens, 408 nucleotides. RefSeq lists its product as hypothetical. Bases 1 to 408 code for a protein of 135 amino acids. The record is from RefSeq and is a predicted model, not a curated record. Lineage: Eukaryota; Fungi; Ascomycota; Dothideomycetes; Pleosporales; Pleosporaceae. The transcript has a single exon.
AUGGCGCUCCUCGAGGAACAGAACAGGCAGCUCCGGGACACGGUACAAAAGCUGUAUGAACACGUCCGGGCUGGUCACAGCUUGCCAGCACUGCCAGCAUCGAGCACGGGAGAAGGCCGCCCGCUCUUGCACGACAUUGUAGCCUAUGUGAGAGCGCUGCCUACGGGUGUCACGAGCAGACAUGAACAGGUUCAAUGCCAGAUCUCGGGGCCGGGUGCAGCCGCCGCUGUGUCCUUCUCGCAACCGCAGCCAGAAGCCUCGCAGUAUCUAGACUUCACCGCAGCAGCCACGCAGCUCAACACCAUCACGGCCUCGUCGAUGCAACAAGACCCGUUGCUGACAGGGUACGACCCAGCGCAAGCGGAGUAUGAGUCUCUCGAAAGCAGACUGGAUCUGCAGGAGCUUUAG